Molecule: messenger RNA, 1695 nt
Organism: Astyanax mexicanus (Mexican tetra)
Lineage: Eukaryota; Metazoa; Chordata; Actinopteri; Characiformes; Acestrorhamphidae
Gene: akr1b1.2
Product: aldo-keto reductase family 1, member B1 (aldose reductase), tandem duplicate 2
Exons: 10
Coding region: 142-1092 (316 amino acids)
Cellular component (GO): cytosol
Molecular function (GO): aldose reductase (NADPH) activity
Source: RefSeq, a predicted model, not a curated record
CUCACGAGUCAAAUGUAUGAAUCGUAGUGUGUGCUGCACGAGCUGUAGUUUAAUACAGUAAUCUGCAGUUAGACGCAGCUUUUAUCUAUAACCAUACUUUUAUAUUUAUAAUAAUAAUAAACUAGUUAAAUCCUCUGAAUCAUGGCGACUUCAGUGAAGCUCAGCACCGGAGCAGACAUGCCUAUACUGGGUCUGGGAACAUGGAAGUCAGCUCCAGGAAAGGUAACGGAAGCUGUGAAAGCUGCUAUCUCUGCAGGCUACAGACACAUCGAUGGAGCGUUCGUCUACCAGAAUGAGAAGGAGGUUGGAGAGGGAAUUCAGGCCAUGAUUAAAGAAGGAGCUGUGAAAAGAGAAGAGCUUUUUAUUGUCAGCAAGCUUUGGUGCACUUUUCACAAGAAGUCUGCAGUAAAAGGGGCGUGUCAGAAGACCUUAAGUGACCUGCAGCUGGACUACCUAGACCUGUACCUGGUUCACUGGCCAAUGGGCUUUCAGGCUGGAACAGAACUGUUACCACUGGAUAAUGAAGGCCUAACAAUCAAUGAUGAUACCAAUUUCCUGGAUACCUGGGAGGGAAUGGAGGAGCUGGUGGACGCUGGGCUGGUCAAGUCCAUCGGCAUCUCAAACUUUAACCGAGAGCAGAUUGAGGCCAUUCUGAAUAAACCAGGCCUCAAAUACAAACCUGCAAACAACCAGAUUGAGUGCCACCCCUACCUGACUCAGGAGAAACUCGUUGAUUUCUGUCUGUCUAAGGGAAUCUCAGUGACUGCAUACAGUCCUCUGGGUUCUCCUGACCGUCCAUGGGCUAAACCAGAGGACCCUUCAUUGCUGGAUGAUCCAAAUAUUAAGGCUAUUGCUCAGAAAUACAACAAGACCACAGCUCAGGUUCUAAUACGUUUCCACAUUGAGAGGAACAUCAUUGUGAUUCCCAAGUCUAUCACUGCCUCACGCAUCCAGGAGAACUUUCAGGUCUUUGAUUUCAAACUGACUGAUGAAGAGAUGAAGACAAUUUUAGGCUUUAACAAGAACUUCAGGGUUUGUCCCAUGCAGUGGAGUGUGAAGCACAAAGACUAUCCGUUCAAUGCUGAACACUAAAACGGAAGAAAGCUUCAUCCAGUGUUCUGCUUUAAGGGGACACUAAACCCUAAACCAUAUUUCAUAUUUUUUCCAUUAUUAUCUGAAAUGUGUUUAAUUGAUGCAAUAAGACAUACUGGUCCUGCUUAAAAUGUUUAUGAGCAUUUUCUAACCUUUAAAAAACGCUUUUACUGUGGUCAUUUCUGUCUCUGCGGCGCCCCCACAGGUUCAACUGUGCUAUAGGUGAGGAUGAUGCUUUUGUGUAGUUUGGUAUGCAGACACAUCACAAUAUGUUGAUCAAUAAAUCAAUAAGCCCAAUCAACUCUCCUUCCUGCCCCGCCCCUAAACCCAUACAUCACCAUACAUUUUUUAAGCAUUUUUAAAAUUUGAGCUAAGAGUGGAGUCAGCUAAAAUCAGGGGGUUUAGUGACCUUUUAAAAGUUUCAAAUGCAGUGUUUUCUUUUUACUUCAGAUUAAAAAAAUGCAUUUUCUCAAAUACACUGAUCUGAUGGAGAUCUGUAAGAGUAAAGACUCGAAAGCAAUGCCACUGAAGGUGUUUAUUGGCUUCCCUGUAAAAGCGUGUUGAAAUUUGUUAAGAAAUAAAAUAAAAGCUUUAAUAAUAAAA